Messenger RNA from Patiria miniata (bat star), 705 nucleotides. RefSeq lists its product as uncharacterized. The transcript has 4 exons. NCBI's taxonomy places the organism in Eukaryota, Metazoa, Echinodermata, Asteroidea, Valvatida, Asterinidae. The record is from RefSeq and is a predicted model, not a curated record. The coding region runs from base 31 to 705 and encodes 224 amino acids.
UCAAGUGAUGGUACAUGUACACAAUAAACAAUGAAGAUGACACCCAGAUCUCGCAUCUUGUGGAGCCUUGCUUCAUUGACCAACCACCUCGCCCAGACCGGUCACCGUGGCAACCGAACAGCCUCAGGCCCCGCCUCCUGCAGCCAUUGGUCAGAUCCCCGCUUACCAAUUCCAAUCAGCAAUGAGCGUAGUCGAGGGCAACGCAAGACACCUGUCAGCUUUGUUGUUGUACCUGUCAGUGAUCUGGGUUACCCUGUUGGUUCAUCAGGGAGUAGCAUCUGGGCUUAUACACCAGGGAGCAGCGGUGACUGGAUCCCAAGUAGCAACUUAGAGGACAUACCAGGCACAGCAGCUAACAGGAUGCCUAACUUCCCCCAUCAAGACACUGUCAAGAGAGGAUGGCUUCCAAAUGAACAAACACCUGUCAGCCGGUUUGGUGAGCAACAUGAGCCAAUGUCUGGCAUGCAUCAUAACAUGGCCAUGGGAGAUGGGGGUGGGGUGACAGCUCAUGGAAUGGCAGGAACGGUCUGGAACCCUGUAGCCACCAUGCAACUUCAUGGCAUCAAUCCAAAGGUGGGUCCUGUCUCAAAGCUUAAGUCCGUGUCAAUAUUAUCAGGCUAUAUAUGUGAGGCAUUCUGGCAAAAUGAGACGGAACUGGGCACAGGCCGUAGUGGAGGGAAAAUGAAAAAAAAUGAUAGGGCGUGA